AUGACAACAACGUUAACUUGCGAGACAUCAGCAGGACGACCUGCUGCAAGUAUUACAUGGAGGAAAAUGUCUGGGAAAGGCAUAAGCACAGAUUUGACACAAACUGCGAAAUACAAUAUUUCUGAACUAGACAAUGGCAUGAUAAUAUCUGAAAGCAGCAUUGAUUUGAAACCGCUACGAUUGGACAAUAAUACUCAUCCUCCCGGUAAACCGCUCUUUCAAUUCAUUGCACAAAAUGAUAUUGCAAGAGAUGGUGAAAUACAACAUAAUAAAUUAAUCGUUAAAGAAGGAAGCAGUUUUACUGUUAUAUGUAGAACAGAUGCAGAUCCUCCUCCAACAUACACAUGGAACAUUUCGAAUGACGUGAAAUCUCCAAAUCUAACAUUUACAAAUAUAACCAAGGCAGACAUUAGAUUGCAUGAAUGUACUGCAGAAAAUGAAAUGCAACGCUUCCCUAAAUAUGAGAGAAAGAAGUCAAUAUCUAAGGCAGUUCUUGACAUAGAUGUACAAUAUCCAAGUAGAAUAUUACAGUUCAGUGUUACUGAUGUUGAAAAGAAACGCGAGUAUUUCGAAGUCACUGAAAACGAAACCAUCCACUUUAUCUGCAGUGUUGACAGUAAUCCAGUAUCAUCAAUAUCGUUGUCGUAUAAUGAACAAGAAGUGUGGCAUAAUGUAUCCAAAGGCUUUAUUUAUACAGAUAGAGUCGAAUCAUGUUUUGAUGCUGGCGUUUAUACAUGUUCAGCCAGCAACAAAUACAAUUACAAACCAUUUAAAGAAGAAUUGACCUUACGUGUGAGGUGUACACCACUGUUAUCACCAGAGUUUUAUCUAAAAACAAACAUUACAAGUGCAAAAAAUGUGACUGUUACUUUUCAAUUCAAAUCUAUUGCAUAUCCAGAACCGACAUUCAAAUGGUUUAAACUUACCGACUCAUCCUGGGAGACAUUAGAUAAUAACAAGAAAUUCGAAACUACAACACAUGGACUAAACUCCAGUCUCACUAUCCGGGACAUAACUGAAGACGACUGCGGAUGGUACAAGUUAAAGAUAAACAACACAGUGGGCUCUUUGGAACAAUUUUACUUUUUAAAAGCACACGAAAAGCCUGAUCAGCCUACAAGUUUUGAAUAUCUGCCUGAGUAUGUUACAGGAACUUCCGCAAUUCUUCAAUGGAAACCUGGAUUCGAUGGUGGCCUUGAGCAAACGUUUACUUUGAGAUACAAAUUACAAAUAGGAAACAAUUGGACUACUAUCAUUUUACUCGAUGUCGGUGACAAGACCAUGUACUAUAGCCCCAUCUUCUUGGAAAGUGAAUCAGUUUACUAUUCUGAACUGUAUUCAGAGAAUUCCGAAGGGAAAUCAAUGAAGCUUAACUUGACAUUUAAAACAAAUGCACUGGAACGCACGACAGACUGUACAAUGACAUGGACAUUGGUUUUUGUCUCAGCAAGUACAUUUGUUAUCACCAUUCUAGUUGGUAUAGUGGCAACAAUAUGUUUCAGGAUUAUCAGACGAAAGCAAAGUCUGACAAAAUCCACGUUACAGACAGCUGAGAUAACAGUUUUAAAUCAGACAACAUUUAACUCGGAUGAUAUUUAUACAACUCAUGAGUAUGAACAACUUGAUGAACAUAGUUUGGAGGAUAGAGAAUACACAGAAAUGCAAACAAUGGAAGCGGGUGAUGAUCCGAAUCGGGAUUAUAUAACCCCGAUAUUUUAGAGCUAUAGACAGUAAAUUGACAGUGUACAAUGUUAUUGACUAUGUAUGGUGUUGCUACAUUUUAUUAAAUAUAUACAUUGUUAAUGCAUUGAAUAACAAUGCCCUCUGUAAACGGAAAUAACAUGUUAACAAUAGGUUUAAGGGUAUUUUGCCUUAAAAGUAACGUUACUGUCAGUCGUUUCGAACUGAAAGCUCUCUUGCUCUUGUGAAUAAUGAUGUGCGAUUUCGUUUUAUUACUAAUCUGUAUCAUGCAAAAAAUACGAAGUACCCAUUUAGUACAGAUUAAACGAUUUUAUAUUUCAUUUUUUUCUAUUGAUACUUUUAUCGUUAUAACAUUUUCAUUAUACGUUCAUAUAUGUAUAAAUAAAAGUGUUUCUAGAGAUAUUUUAAAAACCAUAUUUAUUAAUAAUGUGUAUAGAUUUUGCGUUUUUUUGUCAUCAUUUCAUUUGAGAUAUGCACAUAAUUUUAACAAACUACCCCGACUAGAAAUAAAAAAAAGGAAAAGUACAUGGAAUACAUAACUACCUCAUUGACAAUAUGGCUUUUCGCGUCGUCACUUGACGACUUAAAGCAAAUUCAUAGUG
Molecule: messenger RNA, 2303 nt
Organism: Ruditapes philippinarum (Manila clam)
Lineage: Eukaryota; Metazoa; Mollusca; Bivalvia; Venerida; Veneridae
Product: muscle M-line assembly protein unc-89-like
Exons: 8
Coding region: 1-1719 (572 amino acids)
Molecular function (GO): protein binding
Source: RefSeq, a predicted model, not a curated record